Messenger RNA from Ichthyophthirius multifiliis, 2184 nucleotides. RefSeq lists its product as hypothetical. Gene Ontology annotation, biological process: transmembrane transport. The transcript has 2 exons. Gene Ontology annotation, molecular function: ATP binding; ABC-type transporter activity; ATP hydrolysis activity. NCBI's taxonomy places the organism in Eukaryota, Ciliophora, Oligohymenophorea, Hymenostomatida. Gene Ontology annotation, cellular component: membrane. The record is from RefSeq and is a predicted model, not a curated record.
AUGGAAAAUUAAUAUUGCAUAUAAAUAUAAAAUAUAGUAUUUAAAUUCCCGUCAUUAAAAUAUUAAUAUAAUUAAUAGGAUUAUUAAGAUAAAUCUAAUAUUAAUGAAAAUAUAAUUAAAUAAUUUGAAAUAAAAGUAAAAGAAUUAAAAAUAGAAUAGGGUUCUCUUAAUUUUAUAAUAGGAAAAAUAGGAAGUGGAAAAACAGCCUUCCUUAAUUCUAUUUUAAAUGAAAUGGAAUAAUUUAAUUGCUAAAAUAAUGAAGAUGAAUUAUUAAAUUUAUAAAAUAACAAUAAUAAAUCUUUAUUUUAUUUAAAAGGAGAAGUAUGUAUUGUAUCAUAGAAUAGUUGGUUAUAAACAUAAACUAUUAAAGAAAACAUUCUUUUCGGGCUUGAAUAUAAUAAGGAAUGGUAUGAUUAAUGUGUUUAAGCAUGUGAUUUAUAAUAUGAUUUUAAUUAAUUUCAUAAAGGAGAUGAGAAAGUAGUUUAUUAAGGAGGAAUUAAUUUAAGUGGAGGAUAAAGAUAAAGAAUUUGUAUAUGUAGAGCACUUUAUGCUUAAAAAGAUAUUUACUUAUUUGAUGAUAUUUUUAGUUUAAUAGAUAUUUAAGUUUAGGAGAAAAUAUUCUAAAAUAUGAUAUUAAAAUUAUUAUUAAAAAUGGGAAAAACAGUUUUAUUUAGUUCAAGUAAUUAUAAUAUUCUUAAAUAUAAAAAUAAUGUUAAUUAAAUUAUUUUAAUUGAUAAUGGAGAAAUAAUAUUAGAAUAAUAAUAAAUAGAUAUAUUUUUUGAAAGUUAAUUGAUAAAUGUAAAAAAACCACAAGAAAAUUAAUUACAAAAAGAAUAAUAGUAGCCUAAUUAAUAAUUUUAAUAGACUAAAGAAUCAUAAGAAAUAUAAAUUAAUUCUUUAUCAUAAAGAGUACUUUAUCCUUAAAUAAUAAUUCCAUUUAUAUUAUGUCUUAGUUCAAUGUAUUAUUUCUAUAAUUAAUUUUCUUUGGGAAAUCAAUAAUUAAAAAGACUUAAUUCUGUAAAUAAAGCAAAAAUUAUAACUAUAAUUAAUGAAGUAAUUAAUGGAUUAAUAACAAUAAGAACAUUUAAAUAAGAAAAAAGCAUAUUAAAGAAUUUUAUUGAAAAGCUAAAUGAUUAUAAUAAUUCACUAGUUAAUUUAUUUGAAAUUUAAGUAUGGUUGUUUAUUAGAAUAUUUUUAUGUUCUAAUAUAAUUACUAUAAGUGUAUGUACUGUUUGUUUGUAUUUAUUAUUUAAUAAUAUUGAUUUUAAUUAUGCAAAUAUUACUCUCAGUUUUACUUAUUCAUUACUUUUUUCUUAAUUAUUUGAAAACUUAAUUUAUUAUUAAAUACACUUUUAGUAAAAUAUGGUUUCUAUGGAAAGAAUAAAUCAAUAUUAUUAAAAUGAAAAAGAAAAUUUAAAUGAGAAAAAUGAAUAAAAAAUUCUUGAUGGGCAAUAAUUUCAAAUUGUAUUUAAAAAUUUAUUCAUGUCUUAUGAUGAUAAUAAUUUCAAAUAUUCUUUAAAAAAUAUUAAUCUUUAAAUAAAAAAAGGAGAAAAAGUAGUGUUUUGUGGAAGAACUGGAAGUGGAAAGACAUCUAUUUUUAAUUUAUUAUUUAAAUUAUAUCCAUAUUAAUAAGGAGAUAUAUAUAUUGAUAAUAAAAGUAUAAAAUCAUUUAGUCUUAAAGAAUUAAGAUAAAGAAUAUCAAUUAUACCUUAAUUUAGCUUUCUUUUUAAAAGUAAUCUUAAGGAUAAUUUAGAUCCGAAUGAUGAAUAUUCUUAAGAACAUAUAUAAUAAAGAAUAUAAUAAUAUGAUCUUAAAAUAUAGGAUAGUAAUUCAUAAUCUAAUAUUGAUUUAGACUUCUAAAUUUAAGAAGGAGGAAAAAAUCUUUCUAAUGGCGAAAAAUAAAUAAUUAAUUUUUUAAGACUUUCUUUAAAAAAUUCUGAUAUAAUUUGUAUUGAUGAAGCUACUUCUAAUAUGGAGCCAUAGACUCAUUAAAAAAUUAUUGAUUAUAUUUUCAAAAUAUCAGAAGGGUAAACACUUAUUUAUAUUUCUCAUAGAAUCGAAAAAAUGGAGUUAUUUGAUAGGAUUUUUGUAAUGGAGAAAGGAGAAAUAAUUGAGUAAGGAAAUUAUUAAGAUUUAAUUUAAAUUGAAGAAGGGCAUUUUAAUAAACUAAAAUAAUUAUAUUGA